AUGAAGUCUACAUUUUCUAUCAGCAUUGCGGCUCUCGUAUUACUUUUCCAAAUAACCGCAGCGCAUACAUGGGCCGAUGAACUUAGAGUCAUUGCACGAAAUGGGACCUUCACAGCUCCAAAAGGCUACCCACGUGCUUACACUCCCCGGAUUGGAGCAUACCAGCCCGACGACAACCUCUGGAAACUCUUAAACACUGUUCCCGAUUCUACCACGAUCUGUAACCCAAAACAAGUACCAGGAGCCAAACCUCUAGACUCAUCUCAACAAAUUUUGAGCGCUGCUCCAGGAGACUUCGUUGCUGUUAGGUACCAAGAGAAUGGACAUGUUACUGAGCCUACACAAGCAGACACUCCAGCACAAGGCAAGGGCUUUGGCAGUGGUAUUGUGUACGUUUAUGGUACAGCGGACAGCAAAGCAACCGACAAAUUCAACUCCAUUCACAAAGUAUGGAACAAAGAUGGAACUGGUGGAGACAAGCGAGGAAAGCUUCUUGCCACUCAGUACUUUGAUGAUAUGGCAUGCUUUCUUGCAGGUAAUACUAAUGGCAACCUUUUCGUUGAUGAACCAACCAACAAAGUUACUAUUGCUAUGGCAAGAGCAGAAGCUUAUAAAUUCGCACCGACAAGUGAAAUGGGCGUAAACCUCUGGUGCCAGACCGAUUUUCAAAUCCCAGCAGAAGCACAAGCAAACAAGGACUACAGCAUCUACUGGGUUUGGGAUUGGCCUACCAUGGAUAAGAAGACUGGCAAGACAACUGUUAGCGAAAUUUAUACUUCUUGUGCCGACAUCGCUAUUACUGGUACUGUUAACAAGGAAGAAGUCUCUUAUAUUGCACCUCAAGAUCUCAACAACGCUGCGCAAUGGAGUCAGAUGGUCAAUCCCUUUGUCUUCGAUCCCACCGCCGCUCAAAAACCAUGGUCUAUGCGCGCAACUACCGAUCUCUUUGCUAAGCCAACCGCCUUCGCUGCGGCUGGAACAACAGCUCACGUUCAACCAACCACUGCAGCCUCCAUCUCUGAGCAACAGUCAUCCACCACUCAGCAACAAGCAACCGCUACCUCAGUCUCUACACAUCAAGGCUUCACCACCGUUACCGUCUACGUCACUCAGACCUCCGGCGUCACAACCCCAACAGGUGUCGCCACCGGUGCGCAAGCAGGCGUUGGAGCUCCCUCUAUUUCUCCUUCUGUAUUCGCAUCAGUAAGCACCUCGGUCCCUUCAGGUGUUGCUUCCGCAAGCGGCUCCUACGCUCCUUACCCUGCCAUUCAACCUUUCAUGAAGCGUUCCCUCCAGAUCCGAGGUCGUAACGUGAAUUGA
Molecule: messenger RNA, 1320 nt
Organism: Botrytis porri
Lineage: Eukaryota; Fungi; Ascomycota; Leotiomycetes; Helotiales; Sclerotiniaceae
Exons: 1
Coding region: 1-1320 (439 amino acids)
Source: RefSeq, a predicted model, not a curated record